CCUGCUCGAGAAGAACGACCGCGACAAGGAGAUCCAGAUGCGCCGUGCGGAGGAGGAAGUGGCGGAGGUGACGGCCCGGCAUGCAGCCAUCCUGGACAGGCUGCGGGAAGGCGAUGGAAAGGCGGAGAAUUCUCUGCUCAACGAGAUCCACCUGUCCUUCAACCGUGACUCGGAAAAGGGGGACCUUAAGAGGCGACGUUGCGAUGACAUCGAGGAGGAACUCGAGGUGGACGAGAUCGUCCCUGACUCCAGUUUCUCCGAUCUCUUUGGCCCGCUGAAGGAGGAGGUGUUGGAGGUGUGUGGUCAGCUGAGAGCCCUAGUCGAUCACAUCAGGCAGCAAGAGAAGAACUCUUUAACUUCUCUGGAGACACUUUCCUCUUCCUCCUCCACUUCAUCACAUUCAUUCACUCACUUCAAGGUGGGGAUGUUGAUGGAACUGGUGAAGGAGCUGCGAGGCCUGAUUUUGGCACUGCUGAGGGGUCGGGGGGUCCGCAGCGACUCUCUUUCCCUGGAGGCGGAAGUCCACCAUCUCAGGGAAGCCCUGGAAGCCCUCCAGAUAGACCUACAGGCCAAACUUCAUGACAUCCAGCGACAGGAGUCCCUUGUCCGGUCUCUCCAGCAACAGCUGGAGAUUUGUCGUGUCAAGGAGGAAGGGUUACAAGAGCAGAUCCAGGUGCUACAAUCUGACCUCGAGGACACACAUCUCUCCAAGGAUCAACUCAUCCGCAAGGCGUGGGACGUUCGAGACCAGGCGGUGGCAAGGAAAAACAAAGCAGAGAUCGAGUUGGCCAAGGCACGGAUCGAGAGCCUCCAGGUGAAUUCCCAACUCCUGGAAGCCGUCCAGCAGAAGGUGGAACUCAGUCAGCAGCUGGAACAGUGGCAGGUGGACAUGCAGAGCCUCCUGGACGAGCAGCUGAAGGAGAAACUGAGGAGCCAGGAGCUGGCAAGGAGAAAGCCUUCCACGCCGUCGGUGGAAUCCAAUCAAUCUCAAGGAGGUUCGACCAGGACCGCCCGAUUCUUGCGACUCCUCAGGCGGAGAAGUCGAGACGACUCGUGAUGCGAGACCGAUUCCAUCCGAAAGCAUUAACGUCGCGGAAACCCCGACGAAACGCGUCUGUGAUCCCCU
This is a messenger RNA of Darwinula stevensoni, 1126 nucleotides long. The record is from the annotation of a GenBank genome assembly. Lineage: Eukaryota; Metazoa; Arthropoda; Ostracoda; Podocopida; Darwinulidae.